CACAGUUUGUAGUUUGCAAAUUAGCUAGCUAGCGCGUGCUAGCAAAGCAAAAGGAAAGCAGGAAACAGUUCGAUAAAAGAGGUGAGAUGACCUCCUCCGCCCUUGGCCAUUCGGUACCUCUCCUCCCGAACCUGGAGCCUGGGAUGGGGAAGUCUGCAGCCAUUCUGGGACUGACUGCUGGGUUGGAGGGAGCAGAGAUGGAGCUGCAGAAGAUGCUAAUCGAUGAGAGGAUGAAGUGCGAAAACCACAAGACCAACUAUCAGACAUUAAAAGCUGAACACACCAGCUUGCAGGAAGAGUUCACCCGAGCGCAGGGUGAACUGAGGCGCCUGUUGAGCGACAGACAGGCUGAGAAGGAGAAAAUGCAGCUGCUGCUGGCUGAGCUCCGAGGAGAACUACUGGACAAAACCAGGGAGGCGGAAGAGCUAAAACUGCAGGUGAUGACUCCUCAGCGGCUGGAGUUGCUGAGAGCUCAGGUGCAGCAGGAGAUGGAGGGUCCAGUCAGAGAGAGGUUCAGUAAACUGGAGGAGGAGACGGAGAAGUACCGCUCUGACUACAACAAGCUGCGGUAUGACUUCACCUUCCUCAAGUCCCAGUUUGACCACCAGAGAGAAGAACACGCUCACAUACUGGAGGAGAGGAGGAUCCGCUAUGAAGCAGAGAUCUCUCGUCUGGAGAAGGACAGGGAGGAUCUGGUGGCUCAGUACCAGAGUUCAGAUCUAAUGCGCGAUGGGAAACGAGUGGAGGCUCUGCUGAGGGAGAAAGCCCAGCUCCACCUGCGGCUGAAGGGCAUGGAGGCGGAGGUGGCUGAGCUCCGCGCCCAGAGAGAAAACUCGGGCCAGCAGGCCGAGAACGUCCAACGCAUCCAGAUCAGACAGCUGACAGAGUCUCAGGCUGUAGUGAAGUCGCUGGAGGCGGAGCGGCAGUCGUUGCGUCUGCAGCUGGAGCGGAUGGAGAGCGAGCUUCAUCAGACACACGAGCAGAACGGCCAGCUCACCGGAAGACUGCACAAAGCUGAGAGAGAGGUCAACUCCCUCACAUGCCAGAUUGAAAGUCUGAAGCAUUCACAUAAACUGGAGGUGGCAGGCGUUAAACUUGAGUGUGCACGCUCUAAAGGGGAGCUGGAGAGGGAGCGAGACACACUGCAGGGGCAGAUUGACGGUCUGCAGACAGACGUUGACAUGCUGAAGGCUUCGAUGGAGCGACACAAGGAAAUUCUGAUGGAGAAAGAGAGGGAGUUGGUCAGGAAGGUGCAGUGUGCCCGCGAGGAGGAGAUCCGCAAAACUGCAGCCUUACAUGAAGAAAAGUUGGAGGUGGAGAACCGUCUUGCUGCUCUGGAACAGCAGAGGGCGCUGCGGGACGUUACAGACCACGGCCAGAAAGAGGAAUGGGAGGAGCGUCUUCGGAGGGCCCAACAGGGAGAGGAGGCAGCCCGAAAGGAACUGCAAAACACGAGAAGCAAACUCCAGCAGCAGAGCUCACAGCUUGAGGAGCUAGAGAGACAGAAAGCAGAGAUCGCUGACCUGCAGCAGCAGACCCAGGAACUGAGCGUCCAGCUGGGGACGCUGUCUCACUCUGAAAGUGAUCUGAUGCAGACAAACCAGCGGCUGAGAGAGACACUGGACGGAGUCAGGGAGGAUCUGAGGACGGCUCGGGCUCAGGCUGAGAGGAGCCAACACGAGGCAGAGAGGCUGGUGGAGGAGCGUCGGGUUGAGUGGUUGGAGGAGAAACACAAGCUUCAGGAGCGAGAGGCCGAGCUGCAGCAGAAAUACUCUCAGGUCAAAGAGAAACUGCAGAGGGCAGCGGUGGCCCAGAAGAAGAGGAAAACACUUACAGAGAACAAAGAGAAGAGACUGCAGGAUAAGAUCCAGCUGCGGGAGGCCAAGAUAGAGGAGCUGGAACUUGAGGUUGCUGCAGCAAAGAAACGUUCUUCAUUCUCAGAGGAGCAAGCUCAACUCAGCAGAAGGUUGAAGGAGCUUCAGCGACGACACAACGAAUUUCGGCGCCUCUUAUUGGGCAGCCAAGGUCCCUACAGUGCUGGUCCCGCCUUCCUGACCUCCUCACCCACUCCCUUCCUCCUCCUCGGAUCUGAGGGACUCUUAUCCAACAAACCAGAGGAGCAGCAUCAGAGGGAUCUGUCUUUGCUCCAUCGCAGACUGGAGGACCUGGAAAGCGCCCAGCAGCAGCAGCUGGAGGAACUGGGGUCUCUGGUGCAGAGGGACAGGGAUGCCACUCCCCAGCCUGACCUCUGACCCCUUCCCAUUGGACUGUUACUUGAAAUAAUGAGGUGCCGUUCUAACCGUCCUUUCAAACACACCAGCAGUGGGUUUUUUUAAAAACAGCAUUAUUUUUGGGGUAUUUAUAAACAAAUGGAGGGAUAAG
Messenger RNA from Plectropomus leopardus (leopard coralgrouper), 2382 nucleotides. RefSeq names its product centrosomal protein 83 (gene cep83). Gene Ontology annotation, cellular component: centrosome; Golgi apparatus; ciliary transition fiber. Lineage: Eukaryota; Metazoa; Chordata; Actinopteri; Perciformes; Serranidae. Gene Ontology annotation, biological process: establishment of centrosome localization; cilium assembly. The record is from RefSeq and is a predicted model, not a curated record.